AUGUCAUCGAUGCAGUUCAGCAGCGUGCUGCCCCUGGAGGGCAAAGCGUGCGUCUCCCCCGUCAGGAGAGAGGGCUCCGCCUGCGAGCGCCUCAAGGUCGGGGACAGCAGCAGCAUCAGGCACGAGAGGGCCUCCAGGAGGAUGUGCAACGGUGGCAGGGGCCCCGCCGCUACCGGCGCGCAGUGCGUGCUCACCUCCGACGCCAGCCCGGCAGACACCCUUGUUCUCCGGACGUCCUUCCGGAGGAAUUACGCCGAUCCGAACGAGGUUGCUGCGGUCAUACUCGGCGGUGGCACCGGGACUCAGCUCUUCCCUCUCACAAGCACAAGGGCCACACCUGCUGUUCCUAUUGGAGGAUGUUACAGGCUCAUCGACAUUCCCAUGAGCAACUGCUUCAACAGUGGCAUCAACAAGAUAUUCGUCAUGACGCAGUUCAACUCGGCCUCCCUUAAUCGUCACAUUCAUCGCACCUACCUCGGCGGGGGAAUCAAUUUCACUGAUGGAUCUGUUGAGGUAUUGGCCGCGACGCAAAUGCCUGGGGAGGCUGCUGGAUGGUUCCGCGGAACAGCGGACGCCGUCAGAAAAUUUAUCUGGGUGCUUGAGGACUAUUAUAAGAAUAAAUCCAUAGAGCACAUUUUGAUCUUGUCGGGCGAUCAGCUUUAUCGCAUGGAUUACAUGGAGCUUGUGCAGAAACAUGUGGAUGACAAUGCUGACAUUACUUUAUCAUGUGCCCCUGUUGGAGAGAGCCGGGCAUCUGAGUACGGGCUAGUGAAGUUCGACAGUUCAGGCCGUGUGGUCCAAUUUUCUGAGAAGCCAAAGGGUGCCGAUCUGGAAGCGAUGAAAGUGGAUACCAGUUUUCUCAAUUUCGCCAUAGACGACCCUGCUAAAUAUCCAUAUAUUGCGUCGAUGGGAGUUUAUGUCUUCAAAAGAGAUGUUCUGCUGAACCUUCUAAAGUCAAGAUACGCAGAACUACAUGACUUUGGGUCUGAAAUCCUCCCGAGAGCUCUGCAUGAUCACAAUGUGCAGGCAUAUGUCUUCACUGACUACUGGGAGGACAUUGGAACAAUCAGAUCCUUCUUCGAUGCGAACAUGGCCCUCUGCGAGCAGCCUCCAAAGUUUGAAUUUUAUGAUCCAAAAACUCCCUUCUUCACUUCGCCUCGGUACUUACCACCAACAAAGUCAGACAAGUGCAGGAUCAAAGAAGCGAUCAUUUCGCACGGCUGCUUCUUGCGUGAAUGCAAAAUCGAGCACUCCAUCAUCGGCGUCCGUUCACGCCUAAACUCCGGAAGCGAGCUCAAGAACGCGAUGAUGAUGGGCGCGGACUCGUACGAGACCGAGGACGAGAUCUCGAGGCUGAUGUCGGAGGGCAAGGUCCCCAUCGGCGUCGGGGAGAACACAAAGAUCAGCAACUGCAUCAUCGACAUGAACGCGAGGAUAGGAAGGGACGUGGUCAUCUCAAACAAGGAGGUAAGAUACCCUCCUUCAGAGUUUAAACUUGGUCCCAAAAUUCUGAAGAAAACAACACUUGUCUCUGAAACCAUGCUGCUUUGUGCCAUUUCUGACAGGGAGUGCAAGAAGCCGACAGGCCGGAGGAAGGGUACUACAUCAGGUCCGGGAUCGUGGUGA
This is a messenger RNA of Triticum turgidum subsp. durum (durum wheat), 1626 nucleotides long. The record is from the annotation of a GenBank genome assembly. Lineage: Eukaryota; Viridiplantae; Streptophyta; Magnoliopsida; Poales; Poaceae.